This is a messenger RNA of Manacus vitellinus (golden-collared manakin), 2934 nucleotides long. RefSeq names its product FYN binding protein 1 (gene FYB1). Gene Ontology annotation, molecular function: protein binding. The transcript is spliced from 19 exons. Lineage: Eukaryota; Metazoa; Chordata; Aves; Passeriformes; Pipridae. Gene Ontology annotation, biological process: protein localization to plasma membrane; integrin-mediated signaling pathway; T cell receptor signaling pathway. Gene Ontology annotation, cellular component: plasma membrane. Bases 176 to 2668 code for a protein of 830 amino acids. The record is from RefSeq and is a predicted model, not a curated record.
GACAUUCUUAUGCAAACCCUCUGAGAGAAGCAGAACUCCUCUUAGUGAACAGACCAGGCUGUUAAGGUGAAACACCCGUGGAUUGUCACACUGAGGGAGCCAGUUUUUCUGCCUGUAUCAAAAUACUGGAGACCUUUGGGAUAUCCAGCGUAGGAAGUCACAUUUGACGUUACUCAUGGAAAAAUUUGAGAAGGGUAGCGGAGACAGAGAGGAUGAUCCUGCUCAAAGUCAACCCUUCAAAAUCCCAAGAGAAGAAAUUCCUGAAGGAUUACAACAGGAAAGGAAAGCAGCAUUUGAGAAACUAGCAAGUCAAGGAAAUGCAUUGUGUACUCCAGGACCCAGUACCUCUCAUGAAACUGUUCAUCCUAAGCCUCCUCUGGCAGUCAAGCCUUCAACUGAUGACAAAAGAGAGCAUGAUCCAAAGCCAUCACAUUUGAACCCAGUGGCACAAAGGUUUGGUGUUCAUCUUCAGCCAACUAACAGAGAAAAUUAUGGAAAAACUGAAUGCACUAAAUUCCCCAUCAAAACCUGUGACUCGGCAAAAGGGGACCCAAAGCCUCUAUGUCCAAAACCUGCAAGGAACAAGUUCCCCAGCUCUGCUCCUCCUGAUAAAGAAGAAAAUACUCUGGGAGAAAAACCAAAUUCAGAUUUGGCAUCACAGAAGAGUGAGGCAAAACCAGCAUUUCCAAAAGUAACUGGAAUUAAGAAAAAGCUAAUGUCUGCAGCACAGGAAAAUGUACCCAAGCCUUCUCUCUUUAAAAAACCUUCUUUUAACAUUGAGGUCUCUAACAAUACAGACACUUCUAAUAAAUGUGGUUCUCUUCAAAGUAGUCUGUCAGGCCCUAGAACAAAUACACACUCACUUAAGAAAGUAAAGGAAAUGAGUGAAAAUAACUCAGCUGCAGAAGCUGCAGACAGUCAUCUUCCUAAAAUAUCUCUGAAGCCUGCUGGCCACUCACAGAGCUUAUUUCAAGGCACCUCGAAAAACGUGGAGGAAGAGACUGAAGAAAAGGGAAUGAGUGUUACCAAGACCACCAUUGCCAAGAAAGUCAACCAGGAAGGAUCAGAUUCUUCUAAGUUUCAUAAAAUCAAUACAGCACUUGGUACAGAAAGGUCAUCAGAUGAAUCACGAGAGAAAGAGGAUGGGGACAGGAGUUCAAGAUGCCCCAAGCGAAGGGUUUGGGGCCCAGUGGUCAAGAUGGCCCCAAACCCACCAAAGCCCAACAGACCCCCACAUGUGGAACUACGAGGAUACCAGAAGAGCGCCCCAAAAAAGACAGCUAAAGGUUUGAAACUCACAGCACCUUCCUCAGCAGCAUCUGCCCCACAGUUACCACCUCCUCCACCAAUCUCUUACCCAGCCCUGCAGGUUAAGGCAGCUCCCAGUCUGCCUCCCAGAAACAUCAAGCCCAGCUCUGAAACAAGAAAUCCAGAAAAUGAAGAAAAUUAUGAUGACGUGGAAUUUGUUUCGCAGGGUCAUGGAAGUACACAGGGGGGCCAAAAAAGUGAUGUAGAGAUGUAUGAAGAUAUAAAUGACAUCAGAUCAUCAAGGGAAAAAGAGAAGAAGCAGAACAAAGAAGAUAAGAGAAGAAUGGAACAAGAGAAAAAAGAACAAAAGGAAAAAGAAAAGAAAGAACUGGAAUUAAGGAAGAAGUUCAAAUUAAUGAGACCCAUUGAAGUUAUUCAUCAGGCACGAGCUUGUGUUGACUACAAAGGGGGGAAGAAUGAACUGACUGUCAAAGAGGGGGAUAAGAUUGAAAUCAUUCGCCUCACAGACAACCCAGAAGGAAAGUGGCUGGGCAGGAUAGGAGAAUGCUAUGGAUACAUUAAAACAACCAUGGUAGAGAUUGAUUAUGACUCUUUAAAAAGAAAGCAACGAGCACCUACUGGAGUCAAUGUGGAAUUUUCAGAGUGUGACAUGGAAGUGUAUGAUGAUGUUGGAGAGCAGGAGAGCUUGAUGAGCCUAGGUUCUGACAAUAGUGGAACUGGAAAUGUGUUCCCACCUCUUCCUCCUUCUAAUCAAGAUAUUUACGAUGAAAUUGAUGAUGGAGAUCCCAUAGCAAGGUCUGUAUCACAGGAUGAAGAUAAGAAUGGUAUCUGGUCCUGGGGAAUCUUGAAGAGGCUAAAGGUCAAAGAUGACAAAAAGAAAAGUAUACGAGAAAAAACAACCAAAGUCAAUGAGGCAGAAGAUAAUGGAAAUUUAUUCACAUCUUCUUCAACAAAGCUGCCUGGAAAAGAUUGUGGAGAGGAUGUGUAUGAUGAUGUGGAUUCUUCGGACUUCCCUCCACCGCCGCUUGAUGAUACUUCAUCAAAAGUAGCAAGCUUUGGAAAAAGGAAAUCGGAUGAAAAAGAUGUACAAAAGCAUGAACAGAUGGAAAGAAAAGAGAAAGAAUUCCGGAAAAAAUUCAAAUUUGUAGGUAAAAUAAAAGUUCUUUUUUCUACUACUGCGGUUCAGAAUUUGCCUAAAAAAAGAUGGGGAUCUAAAGAAUUACAUAUUAAACCGGGAGAGUCUCUUGAUAUUAUAGAAAGUACGGAUGACACCAAGGUCCUGUGCCGCAAUGAAAAAGGAGAAUAUGGCUAUGUCUUGAGAAGCAAUUUAGUUCAAAACGAAGGAGAGAUUUAUGACAGUGUUGCUGAGGACAUCUAUGAUAAUGACUCAGAUGCAUGAUUCUGUUCAACUAAUGACUUAAAUGAAGAUCACCUCUAGUUUGGACUCCUACUUGUGGAAGCUCAAUUACAAAUUAAUUGGUUACACACCUGUAAAUGAAGAAUUAACUUUUCUUAGGAGUUCAGCCUUUUGUCCUCCAUUGCUUUAAAAUACAUUACAUUGCUAUUUAUCUGAGCCAUUAAAAUUCCCUUUAUUGAUGUUUUAAAUACAAUCAAAUACAAUUCGAAUACAUCUCAGAGGAGGGAUAUGGGGAUAUUAAAAAAAAA